Penaeus chinensis is the source of this 2002-nucleotide messenger RNA. Its product is annotated as alpha-crystallin B chain-like. The transcript is spliced from 6 exons. The record is from RefSeq and is a predicted model, not a curated record. Gene Ontology annotation, molecular function: protein folding chaperone. The coding region runs from base 118 to 696 and encodes 192 amino acids. Gene Ontology annotation, biological process: protein refolding; response to heat. NCBI's taxonomy places the organism in Eukaryota, Metazoa, Arthropoda, Malacostraca, Decapoda, Penaeidae.
UUCGCAGUAGUGCCACAGUGCCAAGGCAUCUCCCCUCUAGCGCUUCCCCUCGUGCCCCUCUCCGCCGCUGCCUCCGUUAGGUUACGUGUUCCUGUGUUACGUGCAGAAGGAUACCCGAUGUCCCGCCAGAUCCCCAUGAUGUACCGCGACCCCUUCUUCAGGGACCGCGACCCCUUCUUUAGGGACAUCUUCUCCGACCGAGAUAUCUUCGGCGAGCGGGAGAGGCGCGAGCACGUCUUCGACCGGCCGUCCAAGCUCUUCGACCAGGUGAAGGACCAACACUUCGGCGCUUCAAUGGCUCCUGACGACGUGUCUGUCCCGAGUUCCUCCCUCUACAUGCGCUCCCGGAGACCGCCGAAGGAGAGAUCGGGCGUCUCGCAGCUCUCUCAGGAUCAGGACAAGUUCAUGAUGUGCUUAGACGUGCAGCAGUUCACGCCCGACGAGCUGAAGGUGCGAGUGGUCGAGGGCGUGGUAGAGGUCGAGGGGAAGCACGAGGAGAGGGAGGACGAGCACGGGUCCAUCUCGAGGCAUUUCCUCAGGAAAUACCGGCUGCCCGAAGAUGUCAUGAUGGAUAUGGUAGGCUCGACCCUCUCGCCCGACGGAGUGCUGACGAUCGAGGCGCCCAAGAAGAAGCUGGAGCCGCCCCCUCCCUCCCAGCGUGACGUGCCUAUCAAGAAGAGUGACGACAAGGCAUAGGAAUCGACCGUGCUGAUAGGCCUGAGCUGAGUGAUGAACUGAUGGUGUAAUGAUGAGGCUGAAUUAAAUCAUUAAAUCUUCUUACCACGUGACCAACGUACUUCAAUUCGCGUCUGUGUUUGGUAUUCUCUUAUGAAUGUCUAACUACAUUGGAUCUAAUACCCAAGUCUUUACCCUGUGAUCGGUCCAGCUAACACGAAAUAAUCGCCUUUGGUCUUUGGGAGAUUAUGAAGUUUUGUAGGUUUAUUUUAUAUAGUAUUUAAUCUAGAAAAGGGCUUUUAUGCUUGGCUUAUUCUGUGUGGGUCGUUUGUUUGUUUGUUUGUUUUACCUCGUCUUCUCUUCUUAUUCUUAUUCAUUCUCUUCUUCCUCCUUCUUCUUCAUCUUUAUCGUAGUGUCACUCUCUCAGCUCUUUGGCUCUGUCUUGCGCCUACGCCUUGCUAUGUAGGCCUAUCCACUAUUUCUAUAAUAUUUAUUUAUUACAUUAAUACAACUAACACAAGAAAGUAGUCUAUACACUCUACGUCUAUUAAUUAAUAACCGCUGGAUUUUGCAUGAUUUACCUCGCUAUUUAAAUCACAAUAGUUGUCUAAAAGAGGUUUUGUUGAAAGCACAAUGGUAACUUAUUUUUGCCGUGUGUUUCCUGUAUUUCUAUAUCUUUCUAUAUCUGUAUUACUAUUCCUUGCCUCUUAUGUUUUUGUGUUCUUCCUGUAUCUUCGUGCUUUAUAUAAAAAGUACUGUAUUUGUUAUUGUCUUUUCGAAAGGAAAAUCUGGUAACUCACACGUAACAUCCAGCUUUGCCAAAUCUGUUUAGAGAAUAAAUUUUAAAAAUGUUGUUGGACAUAGCAAAUUCCAAUAAAAAGAUCGCAAAAAACACUAAAUAUGUGUAAAAAGGAGUAUUAAAUGUCAUCUGAUUAAAAAAAAAGGAAGUUAUUUGGUGAAUCGAAGUUGUCCAGAGCCCGGCUGAGCUGUCAGUUCUAGUACUUCUCAAGUAAAAUACAAUCUGGUUCGUCAUUUCGGCCUUCUAUGUGUAUUCCUAAUGCGCUUAAUAAUUUAAAUAUCAUUGGAUCGCUGUACUCUACUCGAUUCUUUGUUACCGAUUAAUUAAGUUUUAUAUUCCGUGUCCAUUCUCCUUUACAACAUUAUUAGUUAGUAUACAAAUGUAUUUUCGUAGAUAUGUGUAUGUCACUCAAUCCAACUGCUAACGCCGAGCCUUUAUCUUACGUAAUGCAGCCAUCUGUACAAGCCAAAUAUAGGGAUUACAAUUAAAAUUUCGCUAAUGUAUAUUCUAAUAAACUAAAGCUAUAUA